AUGCACGCAGCCACCCGCGUUCCGGCCACCAGCGUCAGUGCCGACUGCUGCAUUCCCGCCGGUUUGCGCCUCGGGCCGGUGCCCGGCACCUUUAAACUGGGCAAGUACCUGUCAGACCGCAGGGAGCCUGGGCCCAAGAAAAAGGUGCGCAUGGUGAGAGGCGAGCUGGUGGACGAGUCGGGGGGCUCCCCUCUGGAGUGGAUAGGCUUAAUCCGGGCAGCCAGGAACCCCCAGGAACAGACUCUGGAAGCUAUUGCAGACUUACCGGGAGGACAGAUCUUCUAUCGAGCAUUACGAGAUGUCCAGCCGGGGGAGGAACUGACGGUGUGGUAUUCCAAUUCCCUGGCUCAGUGGUUCGACAUCCCCACCACCGCGACUCCGACGCACGACGAGAAAGGAGAGGAGCGCUACAUUUGCUGGUACUGCUGGAGGACGUUUAGGUACCCCAACAGCCUCAAGGCACACCUGCGCUUCCACUGCGUGCUUAGCGGUGGUGGCGGCGCGGGCCGCUCCUUCCUGCUUCAGGAGCACGCGGCUCGUCAUAGCGCUGCCCCGGCGGCAGACGGCCUUGGCCUCUCUCCCAAAGCCCCUGGGCCCGAGUUCGCCGCGCUCACCCCAGCAGACCCUUUGAGGUCCCACCCGCAAGCCCCACUGCCCACUCAGGGCUGCGGGGCGCGGGAGAGCAUCAAGCGCGAGGUCUCCUCUGCGCCCUCGGCCGCCUCGUCGUCCCCGAGCAAGUGGGGAUUGUCCAAGAAGGGCAAGGAACAGCCGGACCGCGCCCUGGACAUGAGCGGGGCCGCCCGAGGACACGGCCAUUUCCUGGGCAACGUGGGCGGUUCCCCAGCGAGGGGUGGCAGCUUGGCCUUCUACCCCGGCGGUGUGCGUUCUGCUUUCAAGCCCGCCGGCUUAGCCAGGUCGGCCGCGGCCGGCCAAGUCGACCUCUACAGGGAGGAGGGCGGAGGCAAGCAGGGAGCCGGCCUGGCCUUGGGCAGGCUUCUGAGUGGGAGCCGGACAGGCGGGCGCCCCGGUAGCGGGGAGAACCUGGCGGCGGGCAGCGCCAGCCACCACCAUCACCACCAUGCGCACCACCAUCACCACCACCCCAAGUGCCUGCUCGCGGGGGACCCGCCGCCGCCUCCGCCUCCGUCUGGCUUGCCUUGCUCGGGGGCCCUGCGCGGCUUUCCUCUGCUGCCCGGCCCGCCGGAAGAGGCGUCCGCCUUCAAGCACGUGGAGCGGACCCCGCCCGCCACUGCCGCAGCCCUCCCGGGAGCGCGGUACUCGCAGCUGCCCCCCGCGCCUGGGCUAUCUCUGGAGCGCUGCGCUCUGCCGCCCCUCGAAGCCGGGGGGUUCAAGGCCUAUCCCGGGGGCGAGUAUAGCCACUUGCCCGCCGUCAUGCCGGCCUUUACCGUCUACAACGGGGAGCUACUCUAUAGCUCGCCGGCCGCCGCAGCAUAUUACCCGCUCAAAUUGCACUUCGGUGGGCUGUUCAAGUAUCCCGAGUCCAUCUCCUAUUUAAGCGGCCCCGCUGCUGCUGCUGCGGCGGCGGCGGCUGCUGCUGCGGCCGCUCUAAGCCCCGCUGAGUUGGGGUCCCUGGCCAGUAUUGACCGUGAGAUCGCCAUGCACACGCAGCAGCUGUCGGAGAUGGCGUCUGGGAAGGGCCGCGGCCGGCUGGACUCAGGGACGCUGCCACCGGCCGUGGUGGCGGCAGGUGGCGCUGGGGGCGGCGGCGGCAGCAGCGUGGGCAAACCCAAGACCGGCCACCUGUGCCUCUACUGCGGCAAGCUGUACUCGCGCAAGUACGGGCUCAAGAUCCACAUGCGGACACACACGGGCUACAAGCCGCUCAAGUGCAAAGUGUGCCUGCGGCCCUUCGGCGACCCCAGCAACCUCAACAAGCACAUCCGGCUGCACGCCGAGGGCAACACGCCCUACCGCUGCGAGUUCUGCGGCAAGGUGCUGGUGCGCCGCCGGGACCUGGAGCGCCACGUCAAGUCGCGCCACCCUGGCCAGAGCCUGCUCGCCAAGGCCGGCGACGGCCCGGGCGCCGAGUCCGGCUACCCGCCGGAGCCGGGUGAUCCCAAGAGCGAUGACAGCGACGUGGACGUCUGCUUCACGGACGACCAGAGCGACCCGGAGGCCGGGGGCGGCUGCGAGCGCGACUCAUAA
Messenger RNA from Ochotona curzoniae (black-lipped pika), 2166 nucleotides. RefSeq names its product PR/SET domain 13 (gene PRDM13). The transcript is spliced from 4 exons. NCBI's taxonomy places the organism in Eukaryota, Metazoa, Chordata, Mammalia, Lagomorpha, Ochotonidae. The record is from RefSeq and is a predicted model, not a curated record. Bases 1 to 2166 code for a protein of 721 amino acids. Gene Ontology annotation, cellular component: nucleus. Gene Ontology annotation, molecular function: protein binding.